CAAAAUUAAACUCACAGUGUUUCAAAAACCAACAUUUCCUACAUUACUACAUUUCCCAAAAUUUCCAACAUCUACAAUAUGAAAAUCAUUGAAAACCUCAUAAGAAUAACUAUUAACAUAAUUCCCAUAAUUUGUCAUGGUACCAAAAAAAGAUCGUUUACCGAAAGUCUGAGUAUAUAAAAUUAACCAAAUUCGAUUAACAGAGCUUAUUUCCAAACUCCGUGUAUACAGGAAUGUUGUCCAACAAUUUUCCAUUAACCGAUAAUGUAAUGGUGUUACAGUGUGGUGGUCAGAGCGGUGUCUGGAUAGCGAGCGUGAUCAUACUGAUAAUUGGAAGCUGGAUCGGCAAAGUUGGGCCACGACCAGCCGAUGGCGAGAUCGCACACCUAACAUCGCCCAGGGAAAGAUUGGAGACCGUGCGACAGGUUCUUUCAGAGGUGCCUUUGAUCGACGGCCACAAUGACCUACCCUGGAACAUCCGAAACUUUGUCCAUAAACAGCUGACCGACUUCGACUUCGACAAAGAUCUGCGACAGGUCGCUCCAUGGAGCAAGAACGCGUGGAGUCAGACCGACUUGGUCAGACUUCGUCAAGGGAUGGUCGGUGGUCAGUUUUGGGCUGCUUAUGUGCCGUGCGAGUCGCAGCAUCUCAACGCGGUGCAGCUGACUCUGGAGCAGGUGGACCUCAUUAAGAGGCUCAUAGAAAAAUAUUCGCAACACAUGCAGUUUGCUGCAUCUUCAAGAGAAAUCUUGGAGGCUCAUGGAAGAGGGAGGAUAGCUUCCCUCAUCGGAGUGGAGGGUGGACAUAGUCUAGGAAGUAGUUUAGCCGUUUUAAGGACGCUAUAUCAAUUGGGUGUUCGAUAUCUCACGCUCACGCACACCUGUAACACACCUUGGGCAAAAAGCUCGUCGGUAGAAGACGAGGACGAAGAUGGAGGCGGUCUAACAGCGUUUGGAAGAGCAGUGGUUCAAGAAAUGAAUAGACUGGGGAUGCUGAUAGACCUUAGUCACACAGCAAGAGCUACCAUGAGGGAUGCUUUAAGGGUCAGCAGAGCACCCCUCAUUUUUUCUCAUUCCUCCGCCUUUGCCAUUUGUAAUUCGUCGAGAAACGUUCCUGACGAUAUUCUGAAGCAGCUGGCUGCUAAUGGUGGAUUAGUGAUGGUGACCUUUUAUAAUUACUUCGUGAAAUGUGGCUCUCAAGCCAGCGUUUCAGAUGUCGCAGAGCACAUUUACUACAUUAGAAACUUAAUUGGCGUGGACCACAUCGGCGUCGGUGGCGAUUUUGAUGGCAUCAACAAGACACCACGAGGUCUCGAAGAUGUUUCAAAGUAUCCAGAAUUGUUCGCCGAACUUCUUCGCAGUGGCAAGUGGAACGUGCUGGACUUGAAGAAAGUUGCUGGUCUAAAUUUGUUGAGAGUCUUGCGGCAGGUGGAGCGAGUAAGGGACGACAUGAGAACCGCAGGAGUAACACCAUCUGAAGAGUACCUCCAAGAUUCCCCUGACACGAUUGGCAGUUGUGCGCUGGAUAUCAACUCCGUGCAAAGAGUCAUGGAAGUCUGAUUCUAUCAAUCCGUUGUGUUUCUGUAUAACGUGUAAAUUACUUCUGUAUGACCUCCCUGCCGUCCUAUUCUCGAUAACGGAUGCUAUCCCGUCAGAGACAGGAAAAUCAUGAUGAACAGUUCUGGAGGAAAGGGCUUCUCGUUGCUUGAUUCUUGUGCGACCUGCCCCGCCUACGAAGUCUGUCCCUUUUUAGAUGCUCAAUCAGAAUAAUGUUAGACGAAAAGAUGAA
Molecule: messenger RNA, 1788 nt
Organism: Megachile rotundata (alfalfa leafcutting bee)
Lineage: Eukaryota; Metazoa; Arthropoda; Insecta; Hymenoptera; Megachilidae
Product: dipeptidase 1
Biological process (GO): proteolysis
Molecular function (GO): metallodipeptidase activity
Source: RefSeq, a predicted model, not a curated record